Helobdella robusta is the source of this 978-nucleotide messenger RNA. RefSeq lists its product as hypothetical. NCBI's taxonomy places the organism in Eukaryota, Metazoa, Annelida, Clitellata, Rhynchobdellida, Glossiphoniidae. The transcript has 6 exons. Bases 1 to 978 code for a protein of 325 amino acids. Gene Ontology annotation, cellular component: membrane; voltage-gated calcium channel complex. Gene Ontology annotation, biological process: chemical synaptic transmission; calcium ion import across plasma membrane. The record is from RefSeq and is a predicted model, not a curated record. Gene Ontology annotation, molecular function: high voltage-gated calcium channel activity.
AUGAUUGUCAUCAGUGCGAGCAGUGUUGCACUGGCGGCUGAAGACCCCGUCUUUGAGAACUCGGAGAGGAAUCGCAUCCUUAACCAUUUUGAUUACGUCUUCACUGGUGUCUUCACUGUUGAGAUGAUUCUCAAGACAAAACUAUAUGACCUGACACACUCGCCACUGGCACACUGGCAGAUCAUAAAUCUUGGAGUCAUUUUCCACCCGGGUGCUUACUGCCGGGAUCUCUGGAACAUUCUCGAUGCCUUGGUUGUCGUCUGUGCUCUCGUGGCUUUUGCUUUCACCGACAGUCCAUCCGCUGGUAAAAAUCUGAAUACAAUAAAGUCGUUGCGUGUUUUGAGGGUCUUGAGGCCUUUGAAGACAAUAAACAGGGUUCCUAAGCUGAAGGCCGUGUUUGACUGCGUGGUGAACUCGUUGAAGAACGUCUUCAACAUUAUGAUCGUCUAUCUUCUCUUCCAAUUCAUCUUUGCUGUCAUCGCAGUUCAGCUUUUCAAGGGCAGGUUCUUCUUCUGCAACGAUGACUCUAAGAACACGCGGGAGACUUGCCGGGGAUAUUAUUUUGAGUACGAAAUAGAAGGCAACGAACAGCCGACGAUUCGCGUGGAGAAAAGAAAGUGGGACAAGAGGGAAUUCCAUUACGACAACGUAGCCUUUGCAAUGCUUACUUUAUUUGCCGUGCAGACCGGGGAGGGCUGGCCAUUAGUGCUGAAGAAUUCCAUCGAAGCGACAUUCGAAGACAGGGGUCCGCAGCCAGGCUUUCGCAUGGAGAUGGCCAUUUUCUACAUCGUGUACUUCAUCGUGUUUCCCUUCUUCUUCAUAAACAUCUUCGUUGCUCUGAUCAUCAUCACCUUUCAAGAGCAGGGCGAGAAUGAACUGAUUGAUCAGGAGUUAGACAAAAAUCAAGUCGGUCUAAAUUUCUGUUUGAUUUUCUUUGUGACGUUUUGCGAUUUGGCUUGUGAGAAUUUGUGUUUUUAA